AUGAAGAUGAAGGCGAAGCUUAAGGAACAGGUGGAUAAGGUGCACAUGUCCACCAGGCUCGCGUUCGAGAACAUGGACACCAGAUCCAGAGUCACACAGGGGAUCAGAAUAGGUACAGCUCUGGCUAGUGUGGUGCUGAUUAUAACCCUGUUGGCAGGUGCUCAUAAUAAUCCUGAUAAUAUUUACACCGUGAGACUGGAUACUUCUAAAAUUGAUGUUUCAAAAGGGCUGUUCACAGCUUUAAGAAAUGAUUUGUCUCAUAAUGAAAUGUUGGAUGGGAAUUUUGGUGCUGGAUUAACAUCUUCUGAAGUUAUUGCUCUAUCUGAUUAUGCAGAAGCUCAACUUGCUAAAGCUCCAGAUUUUAUAACAUCUUCAUUAUAUGGUUGGUGUUCUACAACUCAUGAUUAUAAAAUCCAAGGUGAUUAUUUAACGAGUACAGAUUAUACAUUUAAGAUUGCAAAUUCUUCAAGAACUUGUUCUAAACCUGUUAAUUCAUAUUUUUUUGAUUAUAGAAGUUUAUUAUCUCAAUCACAUUUUGAAAUCAUAUUAGAAUAUGCUUAUGGAUUCACAGGGAAUAAUCAAAAAUAUAUUGAUUAUUUAAGAUCUCAAGAAAAAGCUGCAUUUGCUGUACCUAGAUUAUUAAUCUUUGUUGCUGUAUCACAAGUUGCAUUAAUUUGUUUAUUAUUUGCUUAUUACAAUUUUAAAAAUGAUGGUACUGAUAUAUCUAAAUUAUUUGCUCAUAUAAGCUCAGGUAUUUCUUUAGCUUCAUUUGUUGCAUGUACAGUGGCAUGUGUCACCAUGACUGUUAUUUAUUUGAGAUUUAGAACUGAUAUUCAUAGAGAAUUAUCACCAUAUGGAUUAAAAUUACAUUUAGGUACUGCAUUUUUCACUAUAUUAUGGUUCAUAUUUGCACUAUGUUUCCUUUCAAUGGCUUCAUGGGGUGGUCCAACUUGGUGUGCACCACCUCCUAUUGAAUUAGAUGAUGAAGUUGAAAGUCAAAUGGCAUUUUUGGUAAAUGAGAAUUCUGAGACAGAUUCAGGUGGAUUAACUUCUAAACCAACAAGAACAUCAACAAAAAUGUCAAGAAAAUCAAACAAAUCUAUUAAAUCCAAAAAAUCUACUUUCCGUCAAUUUACAAAAGAAAUCGGAAAUAAUGAACAUCCAACUGAUAGAAGUGUUUCACCUCCAAAUAAUUUUUUAACUAAUGAAGAAGAAGUUGUAUUGAAAUCUAAUGAUACUAUAUUCCGCUCUGGUACUUUUAGAUAUUAG
Molecule: messenger RNA, 1269 nt
Organism: Hansenula ciferrii
Lineage: Eukaryota; Fungi; Ascomycota; Saccharomycetes; Phaffomycetales; Wickerhamomycetaceae
Gene: ECM7
Product: Ecm7p
Exons: 1
Coding region: 1-1269 (422 amino acids)
Biological process (GO): fungal-type cell wall organization
Cellular component (GO): plasma membrane; cell cortex of cell tip
Source: RefSeq, a predicted model, not a curated record